AUGAACAACGAGGACUACGGCUACGACUACGACUAUCUGUUCAAAAUCGUGCUGAUCGGAGACUCUGGGGUUGGGAAAUCGAACCUGCUGUCCAGGUUUACGAGCAACGAGUUCAACAUGGAGUCCAAGUCGACGAUCGGGGUCGAAUUCGCGACGCGGACCAUCGAGGUCGAAAACAAGAAAAUCAAGGCGCAGAUCUGGGACACGGCGGGCCAGGAACGGUACCGGGCCAUCACUUCUGCAUAUUAUCGGGGCGCAGUAGGCGCGUUGAUCGUAUACGACAUCAGCAAGUCGAGCAGCUACGAAAAUUGCAAUCACUGGCUCAUGGAGCUGCGCGAAAACGCGGACGAAAACGUCGCUGUGGGGCUAAUCGGGAACAAAUCGGAUUUGGCACAUCUGCGCGCGGUGCCCACGGACGAGGCCAAGAACUUUGCGCAAGAAAACCAGCUGCUGUUCACAGAGACCAGUGCGUUGAACAGCGAAAACGUCGACCAGGCGUUCCGCGAACUCAUUUCCGCCAUUUACCAAAUGGUCAGCAAACACCAGGUGGAUCUCAACGAAUACGGAUCCAGCUCGGGGCAGGCGCCCAAGGGUCCUACCAUCAGUUUAACGCCAGCUCCGCACGAAAAGGCCAAGAAGGGCAACAACUGCUGUUGA
Molecule: messenger RNA, 657 nt
Organism: Lachancea mirantina
Lineage: Eukaryota; Fungi; Ascomycota; Saccharomycetes; Saccharomycetales; Saccharomycetaceae
Source: the annotation of a GenBank genome assembly